Molecule: messenger RNA, 978 nt
Organism: Lathyrus sativus (Indian pea)
Lineage: Eukaryota; Viridiplantae; Streptophyta; Magnoliopsida; Fabales; Fabaceae
Source: the annotation of a GenBank genome assembly
AUGAAUGAACUAAAUAGUGUUCCAGAAAAAGAUGUUGACUAUACUGAUUCUUUGCAACAGCUUCCAAUUAUUGACCUUGGAAAAUUAUUGUCCGAAGAUAUGAAGGGGGCUGAAUUGGAGAAGCUUGGUGUUGCAUGCAAAGAAUGGGGUUUCUUUCAGCUUAUUAAUCAUGGACUUAGCAUGGCAUUAGUAGAAGAUGUGAAGAUAGGUGCUAAAGAACUUUUCAAUCUUUCAAUGGAAGAGAAGAGUAAGCUUUUGCAGAAACCAGGAGAUAUGGAAGGGUUUGGAGAAAUGGUUGACUUUUCUAAAAAUGAGCCAUCGGAUUGGGUAGAGUCGUUUUACAUUUUCACACUUCCUUCCCACUUAAGGAAGCCUCAUUUAUUCCCUAGUUUACCACUUCCAUUUAGGGAAAAUUUAGAGGCUUAUUGUAUAAAGAUCAGAGAACUUUCCAUCAACAUUAUGGUUUUUAUGGGGAAAUCUCUUGGCAUAGAAUCAGAUGAUAUUAAAGAGUCACUAGGAGAAGGUGGCCAGUCAAUUAGGAUGAAUUACUAUCCUCCUUGUCCUCAACCAGACAAUGUCAUUGGCCUUAAGGCUCAUACCGAUGGCUCUGCCCUUACAGUCCUUUUCCAAAACAAUGAAGUUGAAGGACUCCAAAUAAAAAAAGAUGGAACAUGGAUCAGUGUUAAGCCUCUCCCAAAUGCUUUCAUCGUUAGUCUUGGAGAUGUUAUGGAGGUAAUGACAAAUGGUGUAUAUAAGAGCACAACACAUAGAGCUAUAGUAAACUCAGAAAAAGAGAGACUAUCUAUAGCUACAUUUUAUGGUCCAGAAUGGUGUGGAAAUAUAGGUCCAUUAUCAUGUCUUGUAACUCAAGAAACACCACCAUUGUUCAAAACAAUUGGUGUAGCUGAUUUUUACAAGGGAUAUCUUUCACCUGAGCAUCCUGGUAAAUCAUAUAUAAAUGAUGUUUUGAGAAUCUAA